AUGAAGAGACUGAUCACUUUUAGCCAACGGGACGUUGCAACGGUCGAAAUUGCUACUGGUAGAUCUGUGUCUUUAAGAUUAGAUCUAUUUUCUGAUUUGAAAUAUAACCCAAAAAAAAGACUUACUUGUCAGCUGAGACCUCUUGCUUGUUCCCGUAAUAUCCUUCAUCGUCCUCAUGGCUCUGCUAGUUGGUCAGAAGGGGAUACAAAAUUUCUAGCUGCAGAAUACAGACCUAAAGCAGGAACGAAGAAGAACGAAAAUGCUGAGAAGGCUUGUUUUGAAGUCAUAUGGAAGCCUUAAGCCGGAUAGAUUGGAAAAGUUGAAAGGGAGUAUAAAACGAUACUCAAAAGGACGUUACAGAGUAUUUGUGUUUUGACAGUUGUUCCAAAUAGCACCAUCUCAGUGAUAAUUCAGGUUGUACAUGAUGGUGGUUCUGUAUCGUUUUUAUGUUCCUUGCACCUUGGUAAAUAUUUAUUGAUGCUGUCUAAAACACAUAUAAUCCGGUAUAAACAAUGUCUGUUUGAGUAUUUAUAGAGUUUAUAGUAGUGAAAGUUUGUAAUCCCGUAAGCUGAGAGUGUGAAUAUGUUUUUGUG
Molecule: messenger RNA, 593 nt
Organism: Arabidopsis lyrata subsp. lyrata
Lineage: Eukaryota; Viridiplantae; Streptophyta; Magnoliopsida; Brassicales; Brassicaceae
Product: exosome complex exonuclease RRP46 homolog
Exons: 6
Biological process (GO): rRNA catabolic process; nuclear mRNA surveillance; poly(A)-dependent snoRNA 3'-end processing
Cellular component (GO): nuclear exosome (RNase complex); cytoplasmic exosome (RNase complex); nucleolus
Source: RefSeq, a predicted model, not a curated record